Molecule: messenger RNA, 865 nt
Organism: Dimorphilus gyrociliatus
Lineage: Eukaryota; Metazoa; Annelida; Polychaeta; Dinophilidae
Source: the annotation of a GenBank genome assembly
UAUGGAAAACUCUACUGGUUCAUAUGUGAGAGUGAAUCAAGUAUCUUACCCUAACGGCGAAAUAGAGACGGAACAACUUUUGAGUAGUUCACAUCAAGUGUUUCUUGUAUGUGCCAUACAAACCAUUGGAGAACGGGAUUUGCUACUCAUUUAUGUCACUAUUCCUCAAAGGCAAACGUGUUUACAGCGUCUUUUUCAUGUUCGACUUCUAAGAAGAAACGAUGAUAUAACUCAAAUUAUAAGACGAUGUAUAUAUCCAAUAUACAAUAAAAUUAUUGGCUAUACAAUCCUUGGAAGUACUCAUUUUAAAGCCAUUGAUCACUUGCCGUAUGUUGAUAUCAUAAUGAAACUGCCAUCUGCUUUCUAUUCAGAUAUUAUGAGUAUUCCCAGCCUCCGUCUAAAUGACUUAUACACACAUUUAGAGAAGAAAUGGGACAUAAAAAGACCUAAAUAUUUUAAAGGAGAUAAGCUGUUUAUAAAAACAUUCGCCGACUAUAUCAAUGAAGCUUGUAAGUAUCCUGACGAAUUCUUGAAAAGGUGGGAAUGUAAGAACAGAUCAACAAUUGGAAUUAUAAAGGAAGUGUCAAACGAAUACUCCAAAAUUCUAGACAGCAAUCAACUGCAAUAUUUAAUUGAAAAUAUUGAUAAUAUACGGUCGAAAUUCCCGAAUAAAAUGUUUGAGAUGUGCUAUUCAGCAUUAGAGGAAGAUUUUAGCGCUUUAGCGGAGUUGUGUGACAAGAACCCUUGGAUUCCGUUUGGGGUUCGGCUAAUGCCUCUAUGUAAUGUUGAACACUUGUUCUCAUUACAGAUGAGUGAAGAAGAUAGGGAAUUAUUAACCUUCAUAAAGUUUAAAUAUGGAGCAUAA